Molecule: messenger RNA, 1482 nt
Organism: Eruca vesicaria subsp. sativa (arugula)
Lineage: Eukaryota; Viridiplantae; Streptophyta; Magnoliopsida; Brassicales; Brassicaceae
Source: the annotation of a GenBank genome assembly
AUGGGAUGCAUUUGCUUCAAGCCGAUGUGGCGAAAGUCUCCACCGUCGAUUACAUCAAGUGUCGUCGAUAGUCAAGACGAUGACGACGGAGACGACGGAAGAUACCCGAUGAUAUUCAGGGAGUUCAGCUUCGAGCAGCUGAGAAUCGCCACCGACGGUUUCUCGGCCGGAAACAUAGUGUCGGAGCACAACGAGUAUGUACCAAACAUAGUGUACAAGGGCAAACUCGGCGAUGGUCGUCGCAUCGCCGUCAAACGGUUUCAAAGACUUUCGUGGCCUGAUCCCUUUGAAUUCGUUAAGGAAGCAGAAGCUGUUGGGAGAUUGAGGAGUGAGCAUAUGGCUAAUCUGAUCGGUUAUUGUUCUGAUGACAGCGAGAGACUUCUUGUUGCUCAGUACAUGCCUAAUUCAACUUUGUCUAAGCACCUCUUUCACUGGGAGAAACGACCCAUGAAAUGGCAAACACGCUUAAAAGUUGCCCUUCAUACCGCAAAAGCCUUGCAGCAUUGUAGUGACAAAGGCAUCAACUUAUACCAUCAUCUUAAUCCCUAUAAGAUUCUCUUUAAUAAGGUGGGCAAUCCUAAACUUUCUUGCUUUGGUCUCAUGAUGAAUAGCCACGAAGGGAAGAGUCAUAAUACCAACUUAGCAUUUGCUCCUCCCGAAUAUUUGAACCUAGGUGCUUUGGUACCGGAGAGCGUCACAUAUAGCUUUGGGACCUUGUUAUUGGAUCUUAUGAGCGGCAGACGUAUUCCUCCAAACCAUGCGCUUGAUUUGCUCCAAAGCAAAAACUAUGUGGGGCUAAUGGAUGCAGCUCUGGAUGGUCAGGUCUCUGAUGAAGACAGGACAGAACUAAUACACAUAGCCUCUCGAUGUUUGAAGACAGAACCCAAUGAGAGGCCAAGUAUCAAGUUUCUUGUGUCGACACUUUCUAGACUUCAGAGACGAGCUGAGACAAGGCCAAUCAGUGUCAAAAAACUCAUGCCUUCUCCUUCAAACAAUAAGCCUGGAAAGACUAAAACUGCAACAGAGCCACGAAAGUUGACUCCAUUUGGUGAUGCGUGUUUGAGAGCAGAUCUAAGUACCAUACACGAACUACUUGAGAAACUCGGUUACGGAGCAGAUGAUGAGGCCGUAAAAGAGUUUUCAUUCCAAAUGUGGACGGGAGAAAUGCAAGAGAAUAUGGACCACAAGAAUCAUGGAGAUGCCGCUUUUCGUGCUAAAGAUUAUGAUACCGGCAUUGAAUUCUACACUGAGUUCAUGUCUGGAGCUCCUAAGGUUUCACCAACAGUUUUGGCAAGACGGUGUCUAUGUUACCUAAUGACUGAAAUGUUCAGUGAAGCUUUAAGAGACGCAAUGCAAGCGCAAGUAGCUUCACCCGAGUGGCCAAUCCCUCUUUACUUACAAGCGGCUUGUCUUUUCAAGCUCGACAUGGAAGCUGAAGCUAAAGAAGCACUUAGACAUGGUUCUGCUCUUGAGUCUUAUUAG